CUCCCGGAGGUCGAGUGGAAAUUUUCUAAGCGACACUCGAAUCCCCCUCACGAUCUUUACCGAGCGAUUCCGGAGCGCAUUCCAAAGAAACCGUGGGACUCCUCGGUGUCUCGCAACACUUAAAUUUGACGCUGAAUUCGUUCCAUCAACGCCGGCCGUCCAAAGUCUAUUUAUUCACCGAUCACGCUCGCGGUUGGCUGAUAAAAAAAAUUUACUUCCACGACGUGAUGCAACGCGCGCUCGACGAAAAGUAAACAAUAGAAUUAGCGCGUAGGCCGAGUGCCUGGAGAGAGGGCAGAAACAGUGAGUCAGAAAAAGAGGGACAGAGAGAAAGACAAGACGCGUUAUCUAAGCGGUAUUUCGAGCGACGCGAGGCCCGGCGACGCGUUUUAAAAAGAGGCGUCGUUUCGUCGCGGACGAAUUGCUUCGUACGCAGAAGGGACUGGGCGACUUUUUGAAUGCGGCGGUGUCUAACCUCGACUGGCCGUACGCGCGCAGCGCAAGCAUGAAAAUCGACUUACGGUGGGUCGUUUGAUCAGUGACGCGAAGGAGGGUGGAUCGGUUCUUUUCAGCGACGGGGGCCGCACGCACGAUCGAGAUAGAUCCGUGUCUCGCGAGUCGAUCGAUGUAACGGCGUGGCGGACGAAGCCGAGAAAAAUGUGCGACAAGUAUGUCAUCGGUUAUUGGGUGUCGGAGAGGAAGCGGCAGAAAUUCAAUUGGACCGACUUCGAGAACGUCUGCGAGAGCGCGGGCUUCCAGCUGAAAAUGAUCGAUGUGAAUUCAAGCCUGGAAAAGCAGGGACCACUACACGUUUUUCUACACAAACUGACGGACACGCAGUCGCACGCGGAGAGCGGUGACAAGAAUGCCGAAGAUAUAGUGUCGAGACUCCAGGAGUACAUUGCCAAACAUCCGGAUCUGAUCGUCAUCGAUCCUCUGGACAAUAUUAGGAACUUGCGCAACCGGUGUACAUCUUAUGAAUUUAUACAAGAAGGUCUUAGGUUUAGCGAUGUAUUUACUCCGAACUUCGUAGAAAUCAAGAGCAGAGAUGUUCACGAAGUAGCGUCAACAUUGAAGAAACGUGGCAUUAAGUAUCCAUUUGUCUGUAAACCACUUAUCGCAUACGGCUUCAGCGAUGCGCAUAAGAUGAUGAUCAUCUUCAACGAAAAGGACUUGAAAGACUGUCAACCGCCCUGCGUCGCUCAGGACUUCAUCAAUCACAACGCUAUUUUGUACAAGCUGUUCGUCGUAGAUGAGCGUUUUCACGUGGUGGAGCGGCCCAGCCUGAAGAACUUUUACCAAGAAGACUGUAAUUCGUUAAGUACAAUAUUCUUCGACUCGCACGAUAUAUCGAAAAGCGGCAGCAAGUCCAAGUGGUCGAUCCUUUCCGAAGAAGACAUUCCUUUAACCAUGAAGCCAAAUUACCAAGUAUUCGAGACGAUCGUCAAAAGCAUCAGGGAGAUAUUCGGUCUCACGCUAGUCGGGAUAGACGUUGUGAUCGAGAAUCACACCGGGAAGUACGCGAUCAUAGACGUGAAUGUGUUUCCCGGGUACGACGGUUAUCCGAACUUCUUCGAGCACUUGAUAGACAGCGUUAGGAAACUGUUGGUGGAGCAAGGAGCGUGCAGGCAGAGUCCCAAGGGCUGCACGUUGAAGAAGUGUCAAAGCGACGACCUGGAUUCCGGCUUCGAGAGCGACGAGAAGAGGAAGUGUUCCACGAAAUAAGCGCGCGUUUUUCUAACACGUUGACCGCCAUCAUAUGGUGGUGGUCCCGCCGGUGGUCUCAUUGAUUAAAUACAUGGUCGAUAUGGAAUAAGAUAAAACUAGCUAACCAACGCAUGUGCUUAAAGAUAUACAUUUACCUUAACUUUGGUUAAUCGUUACUUUAAUCGGUCUGUGGAAAUCAGCAUGAUGGCAGUCAAUGUGUUAACGAUGAUAUAUCCGAAUUAGGCUGUUAGAAUUCCAAUUCCAAUGAUAUCUGUCGAUUGUUUCGAGCGCGUUUAUACCUUUUUCUAAUGAAGCGAAACCCACUCGCAAUUUUUCCAGUGAACAUGCGAUAUUUUCGGUGUUUCUGUUAUGAUGUAUCACGUUUUUAGCGCGUUCGCUUAUUCAAUAGGAUGGAGAGGAGGAGAGGAAAUGUUCCACGAAAUAAGCACGCGAUUGCGUAAUAUUUAAUUCUACCUUUUCGCUGCGGAAACCAAAAGUGCUCGCUGUGUGCGGCACGAUAUUCGAUUGUGCGACGUUGAGGCGGAAUAAUAAAGAAAAUUCUAACUGAAAGAUUCAUAUACAUAUAUACAAACAAGAUGGAUAUACAGCGUCCGCAAAUGAGGAGCGAUUCUCCACAACGUAUGUAUAUUAUAUGUUGAGAAGCUACUUUUCGGCGACUUACAUGCGUCGUAUGCAGCAAAGGGGUCGAGCUGUUAGGAUUACGGUUGGUCAUGAUAUUGUCGCGAACGUGUCUCUAUAUAAUAUUUUCAUAAGCAAGCAAAAUUGUCGGGCUCUUUCUCGCGAUAUUUCUGAAUUAUCAUGAAUAUACAAUGGUUUCCGUUACGAUAAAUCGGGCACGUUCGGCACGUUUGUUCACUUCAUGAAACUUAUGCAUUUGAUCGCGAAAACUCGAAUCCUAUAUUUGUAUUUUGUAAUAAAUUCCAUAGUACAAUAUGACGACUAUAUGUAUGUAUAUAUAUACAUAUAUAUACAUAUAUAUAUACGACUGCCAGAGAAGAUAUUUUGUACGUUUUACGUAUACAUACAGUUUUGCAUUUCUGCAUCGACGUUAUUAUAUAUGGCUGAAUUGUUGAAGAUUUUGUAUGUACAUCAUGUAAAACACAGCGAUACGGAGCGCAUAUUAAGAUAGAGAAACAAUCGGAAUUAUUUGUCAUAUUUUUCUUCUUGAUGUUAGUGAGAUAUUUUCGUUAUUUUUUAGCGGUCAUGAGAUAAUAAGAGCCGUAUAAUUCUUGUUUAAUGGUUUUAGGGAUAUUAAUGGCGUUCUGGAGAAAUAUCACGCGCUUGUAACUUUCUUUCGAUCAUUAAACCGAUUGUUUCUAAAUAUCCGAAACAUUAGUAAUAAGUAUGGUAACUCCUGUAACAUACACACAUAUAUACGUAUAUUUUAUUCAGUUCUGUUGUAUGAUAUGGAAUUUGAUAUGUAAAAUUUAAACUGUAUACUCUUAUUUAUAUGUACAUAUAUUUUAUAUGAAUAGAUUGUACAGAAAUGGGAGGAGAACAUUUCUUGUCUCGAGUUGCUAUUUUGUUCUGAUCAGUCGUAAACAGAAAUAAAUGCGUCGAAUAAGA
Molecule: messenger RNA, 3294 nt
Organism: Dinoponera quadriceps
Lineage: Eukaryota; Metazoa; Arthropoda; Insecta; Hymenoptera; Formicidae
Product: inositol-tetrakisphosphate 1-kinase-like
Exons: 5
Coding region: 658-1725 (355 amino acids)
Biological process (GO): inositol trisphosphate metabolic process
Cellular component (GO): cytoplasm
Molecular function (GO): inositol-1,3,4-trisphosphate 6-kinase activity; inositol-1,3,4-trisphosphate 5-kinase activity; ATP binding
Source: RefSeq, a predicted model, not a curated record